Molecule: messenger RNA, 723 nt
Organism: Penicillium soppii
Lineage: Eukaryota; Fungi; Ascomycota; Eurotiomycetes; Eurotiales; Aspergillaceae
Exons: 1
Coding region: 1-723 (240 amino acids)
Source: RefSeq, a predicted model, not a curated record
AUGGCUUCCGGAAAUGAAUUGAUCAGCCAAAGCUACGGCAACGUUCUACAAACAACAACGCCGUCAGAUAGGCGGAACCAAAUCUCCAAUGAAUGUUACGUAAGGCGUAUGAUCGUGUUGGUUUUACUACUUCUACACAACACCCGAGAAGAUCGUAUUACUACCGUCAAGGAUGGAGCUGAGCAUUCGGUAAAUACAGUGACGGCCACACUGCCCAAAACUCGACAUUUACCCAUGGGUCAUAGAGUGCCUAAGAUGACUCUGGUACCUGGUCUCAUGGCUCCAACACGGCUUGCACAAGCUUCGCAGCGAAAGUCGGCAAAUGGAAAAGCAACAACUCCAUUCAAACAAGAUCGGCUACCAUUAGUAAAGCGGGUGCAUACGAAUCAAGUUCUGACGAAACUACAAGGCUUCAAGAGACGAGACUGGCCCAAGUUGAAGCGACUGAGUCGAGUUAUUCAUCGCACUUCAAGGCGAGUUUUGCUCUUCCGUGCACAGCUGUCGGUAUUACAAUCCGAGCUCGAAGAUCGGACAUCAUCUGGAAACAGUUCGAUCAAGACAACCAUGUGCAAGCAAAAGCCCACAGAGCUGGAAUUUAUCCCAGACCGCUUAUACCAAGUUGGAUUGUUUUUUAUCCAGCACUAUCUCCAAAAGUGGAAUGCAAGGUCGGUUGAUGGAAAGCUGGGAGACAUUCCGGAGCUGGCUGCAUUGUUAAUCGACUGA